CUUGAACUGUUUACCCUUACGUAUAUACCAGGCAUUACAAGUGCUAUACACACUCAAGACUAUUGUUACCUAACACAUCCCCCCCAGAAGUCUGUAACGAAUUCCUGAGAUUCCGAUCAAACAAUGACCAACACAAAGGUGGGGGGUUCUCUCCGUCCCACAUCUUGCUUCAAAUGUUUACGUACGCGCUCCACUCCAGCGGGGAUCGAUAGAAGACAAACAACCGGGCAUGUUCCUUGUCUAAUCACCCACUGAUCUACCGGUCCGAAAUUUCGCGGGGUUUUCAACUAGUCGCGUGCAUAGGCCUAUAAUUCCCCAUACAAUAAAAUUUGCAUGUCUAUAGUACAGCGCGAAACCAUAAGGUUUCGUCGAUACACGAAUAGCGUAACAGCCUUAAAAUGUGCACUGCACUAAAGAAAUCGUACACACUGUACAAAACUGUAACGAUAAGUACAGUACACUGUUCAAUCCACAGUUCUCUCUCUUAUCCCAAGAAUAAAAGAAUCCAAGCCAGUUAACGCAAAUCGAUUAUAGUUCCGUACGCCUUACUGAACAGACCGUCAUGUGCAGCCUAUGUGGAAAGUAUUGUGACAUGAACUUGAAGCUGGCGUUUGGAGAGUUUGGAGAUGUCCGGAUGGUCUGAACAUCAUUGCAAAGUCCAGGAGAGUUCGUUUUAAUCUGGCAACAUCGCAACCUUUUCAAUCAUUAGACCCUCUGUGAGAAAAUGCCAAAUUGUUUACUACCGGUUCUUGACUGAUAACAAGCAGAAUGGAUUCAGUGGUAGUGUUUGUGGCUAUUUGGUGGACUGCUAACAUGGUGGCCACCAUAGCCUCGAAGACAGCAAUAAGUGGCACCAAACCUGACACCAUUGAGAGUAUGACUACUUGGACACCAGCUUUAAAAGAUCUUAGAUGGCUUGAAUUGACUAUGCUGCAACACGUCCUCGGUGCGCUGUUCUCCAACACGUGGCUCUUUGCCGUUCGUGGUGCGACUGCCUUCCCUGUUGCUUCUGUCAAUCGCAAACACAUGCUACUAGCAGCUAUCGGCAAUGUGAUCGGAAAUCUCGCCACCAAUGCGGCUUUUGCUGCAGUUAGCUCAAGUCUGACUCAAGUCAUCAAAUCUUGUGAACCGAUCUUCACCUUUGUUUUUACACUGCUAUUUUACAAGGGUAAGGGAAACUUGAACUGCUCUUUGUUCAUAUCGAUCAUCGCCAUGGUUCUGGGGACGUGUAUGUUCAUCUCUGGAGAGCUAUCCUUUAACAUCUGGGGACUUACUGCCGCAGUUAUUUCGAACAUUGCUUUUCCGAUACGCAACAUCUAUCUGAAGAAGUUGGGAGAGUUGUGGGAAGGUCCUCUUCAGAAAUUUGCAGCAAUCUCCAACUUCAGUGUCUUGAUUCUGCUUCCAUUUGCAGUCGUUUACAGCCAAAGCAUGAGUGCAUUACUCCCCAUCGAGAGUUAUACUUCUGCCAUCUUUCAUUUAAUUUACAAUGCUGCCUCCUUAACAGUGCUUCAAGAAUGUAGUCCCUUGGUACAUGCAAUACUGAACCUCUCAAAAAGAAUGUUUGUUAUUCUUGCAAAUAUGAUAGUCUUUUCUUCUCCGUUCACCUUAUCGACGAUUGCUGGUCUUGUAUUUAUUUCCACGGGACAUUACAUUCACCAGAUAAGCCGCGGUUCCCUGCCGAUGAUCAGUAGGCGAUUAGUCAAGAAGUGUCUCCCUCUUGCGAUCGUUAUAGUCUCGUCAUCUUUGUAUUUGUUUGUAUUCAUGUACUCCACUAAGCCCGUGAUAAACCUGUUACAAAUACGACAAACAGCCUACACCCCCCAACUAGCAACUACUGCUUGGGUCUAUGAAAGACCAAUACCGCACAACGUUGUGGAAAAUAUUAACUCAUUUCAGACAAAGAACCCCGGAUUGACAGUGACAGUAUUCUGCGGUUCAUCCCAGUGUAUGCAGGCAGUACAGGAUUUACGUAACCCAGGUGUCACGGUCAAAUUUCUAGUGCUCACGGAUAUUGUCAAGAACACAACUCUGGAGCACUGGUUAGUUCGACAUCCACUCCACAAGGUUGUGACGGGUGUGAGCUUUGAAGAUCACGUUUACGAAGCGGUUAGGCUAGCCUUGUUGUGGCAUUAUGGUGGUGUUCAUUUUAACCCCUUGGUUAAACUUGACCAGUUCACUAUCCCUAAGGUCAAUGGGGCAUGGGUUAGUAUUGAUACAAAUAUCACAAGGAGCACGCGCGGAAUUCUCAGCGUUUCCCAGUUUCGAGUUCAGAGCACUUUCAUAGCGAAUCUUACUGAGGCGUUCUGUCGUGAAUAUUCUCGGAAUGUUACCAAUGUAAAUCCACGACUGUCGCCUAAGUUUGAUUUUGAGGCAGUUGUUAACGAUAUUUACAACCUAUCCUGCACGUCUAGGAAACUUUGCCCCGAGGGCGUCGCAAUUAAUCUCUCGAGAAUCCCUUUUGGAAAUAAAAUGAGACGCCACUUUGGUACACUUUCAUACGACAAACGAGUACGGGUACUAGAAUAUCUAAAUAUCGGGGACGAGAUACAGGGCAUUCCUGGGCUUCAAUUCUUACCUUUCAUGGAUCACCUCCUUGAACGAUAUAAACUUGGAGAAUCAAAAGGAGAACAUCAUAUCCGUGCUUUCUUCAACGCUUGGUGGGGAGAACCAACAAUGAUGUGGCCACCACCGACAAAUAUUGAUCCCAUUAUGUUGUCCAUGCACAUAGCUCCUCAAAUCAGGUCUGUUAUAUUGAAAAAUGUCACCUAUCUGCAGUCUAAAGCACCGAUAGGGUGCAGAGAUAAUAACACUCUGGCAUUUUUGAGGAGAAACAACGUCGAUGCUUACCUUUCAGGCUGUUUGACACUCUUUAUUAAGAGUCCAAACAUUCAGCAAAAAAAGUCGGGGAAAAUAUUCUUGGUUGACUUGAGAGAAAAGUAUGAGCGCCUACUUCCUUUAAGAAUAGCACAGGAAGCAAUUCGGCGUUACCACCUUAUUAUCGGUCAGGGCAGGACAAACAGCGUGGAACGUUUCCAGACAGCUUACAAGUUGCUUGAAGAAUACUCGGAGGCACGGCUUGUUAUCACACAACGUAUCCACUGCGCAUUGCCAUGUGUUGCCAUGGGAAUACCAGUUAUUUUCUUCAACAGCGAGUACAUGCCUGGUGGUAACGUACCUGGCCACGGAAAAACUCCUUCCCCACGGGUGUCGGGACUUACACCUCUCUUUCACACCCUGGAUGCUUAUCAAAUGUCCGAAAUAUCAAUGGUUCAAUGGCUACGCAAUUUUAACUGGGAAACCCCACCACCAAACCCUGGUGUAAGCUUACGCAUGCGUCUUCUGGCCUCAAACUGGAACUUGAUUCGACAGGACCAAGCUUUGUACGACAGCGCGCGAAGAUUUGGUCUGUUACCCGUGUCAGCUCCUGCCAAAAAGACUCCACAACAAUUAAUAUUUCAUGUCAUUGUAAACAGUAACCGUACCAGCCUCGAGUGGCCAAAAUGGCGGACCAUUGAAUCCCUUUUCUAUCACCAUCCUCAUUCUAGGGUAAUUGUUCACAGUAACAGUUUAAAGGAGAGCCAAUUCGAUGUAUUAACGGAAGCUGGUUAUGAUGUUGAAAUACUCAGUCUUGAUGCUAGUAUAGAUGCUGUCUCAUCAAAUGGUGCAAGUAAAACAAAAAAUCAGAAGAAACCCGAAAAUAAUUUUAACGAAACCCUGGCAAAGCUAGCCAUACUGUUCCACUGGGGUGGGGUGUACAUCGACGCAAAUGUUAUCCUCUUGAGACAACUUGAUUUCUCGAUGACAAAUACUCUAAUUUGGUCAAAUGAAAAGCGGGAUUCCUUCGAUCUUUCUGUUAUGAAGUUUCGGAGAGGUCAUCCUUUCUUGAAGGCUGCUAUUCAGAAAGGAUCUGAUUUACAAGCAUUCCCACGAGGCAAACACAGUUCUACAUUUAUGGCAUCUAUAUUUCACAGCUGGUCUAACAACUUAGAAAGCAGUUACAGAAUUCACGCUUUGGCGUUAAAAUCUUCGUUGAAGAAGUUUAAUUCCAAAAAUGCCAAUGAGUGCUCAAAAACUGUACCCGGAACAGUUGAUGACUCUUACAUUAAACAGCUGCAACGUGAGGUAUUUGGGGCUAAAGUUAUGGGCUUAAAUAACUCUAGCAAACUGAAAAGAGGAACUGUCUGUAAGCAUUUACUCAAUUCAUUUUGUGUUUUAUGUAACAAUAUCUACUAACAUGCACAAGGUACAUCUUUGUUUGUAUGCGCCAUUUUGGUACUCAUAAAUAAAUUGUUCUUCUGCUAUGGUUUGUUUCUUUACCACAAUUGAGUCACUGGGUCGAUUGAUCUCAAAUGCCAGUAAGGCCUCAGUAUGCAAGAUUUCUGUUCACUCUAGAGCUUCUCUCUAACGUGUACCUCUGUUGGUGUUUUGGUUACUAGUACAUUUUAAGCACGCAGGAAAACUCGGACUAGAUUAGUCCGUUUGAAUGCAUCAAGGAAAUUAAACUCAGUGGAAAAACUGGAAUUGCAUUGUGCCACAUUAUUUUGUACAAUGAUCCCUAUUUUACUUGAUUCAAUACUCAGUACAGGUUCAGAGGGGAAAGUUCCGGAAUGAAUGAGAAUUUAUUUGUGUUUAUAAUGCGGAUAUUCAUUUCCGAUCAUUUUAUUUUGAUUUGUCACGAUGUUGCUGUAAAAUAGUUUCUUUCCCAGCAACAGUUACAGGUGGUAGCGUUUAUGUAUAUUAUUUGUUUUCUUUUGUAUGUAUUUAAUUGAAUGAUUUGUUGUGAAAAGUUUGAUAAAAAAAGAAAAAAGCACUUGAAGAGUCUUGCAUAAACCUGUAAAUUAAAAAAAAAUUGUAUAAGGUGGUGUGGUGUCGAAAAAAAUAAUCCAACUUUUUGAUGUGUUUGUUAUAAUAACGUAUUUAUCACGAUGUGUUUUGGAUCACUUGUUUACGGUGGCACUUUAUAAUUCUCAUCUUUUGGAGAAGUUUAUCUCUGAGAAUAGCCGACUGUCGUAGAGUUCUGUGUUUGAGUCAUUAACAAAAAAGACCAUUGAACAUUCCUGAA
Messenger RNA from Acanthaster planci (crown-of-thorns starfish), 5062 nucleotides. RefSeq lists its product as uncharacterized. NCBI's taxonomy places the organism in Eukaryota, Metazoa, Echinodermata, Asteroidea, Valvatida, Acanthasteridae. The record is from RefSeq and is a predicted model, not a curated record.